Messenger RNA from Sparassis crispa, 657 nucleotides. RefSeq lists its product as hypothetical. The transcript has a single exon. Lineage: Eukaryota; Fungi; Basidiomycota; Agaricomycetes; Polyporales; Sparassidaceae. The record is from RefSeq and is a predicted model, not a curated record. The coding region runs from base 1 to 657 and encodes 218 amino acids.
AUGGCCUCCUCUACAAGGGCCAUAUGGGAAUGGAGUGAAGUCCUGGAGGGCCUACCACCCGCUUGGGACUGGGACACUAUGGGAAUACCGGAUGACCGCGACACUAGCUUGAGAACUGGGGACUUUGACCACCAGAGCCCUGGAAGUUACUCCGAGAGCUCACACCUCAAGCUGAAACUAGCUGUAGCUAAUGCCACCUUGACAACUCCACAAAGCGAUGAGCGACCACCACUCUCAUCCACUCCCUCUAGCAAGGGAGAGUACAUCGGAUCCGCCAAGCUUCUCAUAAGCUUGAGCCAGCAGUUCAAGGAAAGAUUCAUGAAUGGCUACACUAAGGACCCCUUCUUUCGCGAUAAAUGGAAAAAGGCAGGGAGCCUCAAUGUCUCUCCUUUUGAUGGCCAAUGCUUCUUCAGAGAUGAAGAGAGCCUGCUAUUCUUCCACUCGGAAGAUAACGUGGCACGACUUUGCAUACCUAGAGCAGAGACAGCGGGAAUAAUCGCAUGGGCGCACGACUCACCAUUUGAAGCCGCCCACAAAGGUCCGCACAAACUCGCGCUACGCCUAAGCAGUAAAUUCUACUGGCCAAGAUUGCGAGCAGAAGUCAUGAGCUAUGUUUCCUCCUGCGAUGUGUGUCAAAAGGUGAAGCAUGAUACAUGA